AUGAUCUACAAACCUGAAUUGACCGAUGGUGAAAACUCAGGAUUGAACCAUGGAAGAGACUUCUUGAAAGAGUUCAAAGAUAAGUAUCCUUGGUUGAGUUAUGGUGAUUUAUGGACCUUAGGUGGAGUCGUUGCUGUCCAAGAGUGUGGAGGUCCAAAGAUUAAAUGGAGACCUGGUCGUCAAGAUAUAAGUGACAAGGAAAGAGUUCCAGAAAAUGGUAGAUUACCAGAUGCUUCGAGGGAUGCUGAUUAUGUCAAAGGUAUCUUUGGAAGAAUGGGCUUCAAUGAACGUGAAACUGUGUGUUUAAUUGGUGCACAUUGCUUAGGUAAAUGUCACAAGGAAAACACAAACUACGACGGACCUUGGGGACCUUCCUUCAACAUGUUUACGAAUGACUUCUUUGUCAGAUUAUUGCAAAACUGGCACGUCAAAAAAUGGGAUGGUAAAAAACAAUAUGAAGACGAUGAAACUAACUCCUUUAUGAUGUUACCAACCGAUAUGGCCUUGAAAGAAGAUUCUAACUUCCUCAAGUACGUCAAAAUGUAUGCCGAAGACGAAAAGUUAUUCUUCACUGACUUUGCCAAAAAUUUCAGUACUUUACUUGAGUUGGGUGUUACAUUCCCUGAUUCUAUUAAGCCAACUGAAUUCAAAACAUUAGAUGAACAAGACAAAUAA
This is a messenger RNA of Debaryomyces fabryi, 675 nucleotides long. RefSeq names its product cytochrome-c peroxidase (gene CCP1). NCBI's taxonomy places the organism in Eukaryota, Fungi, Ascomycota, Pichiomycetes, Serinales, Debaryomycetaceae. Bases 1 to 675 code for a protein of 224 amino acids. The record is from RefSeq and is a predicted model, not a curated record. The transcript has a single exon. Gene Ontology annotation, molecular function: peroxidase activity; heme binding. Gene Ontology annotation, biological process: cellular response to oxidative stress; response to reactive oxygen species; hydrogen peroxide catabolic process.